This is a messenger RNA of Halichondria panicea, 2175 nucleotides long. RefSeq lists its product as uncharacterized. The record is from RefSeq and is a predicted model, not a curated record. Gene Ontology annotation, molecular function: alpha-(1->3)-fucosyltransferase activity. Gene Ontology annotation, cellular component: membrane. The transcript has a single exon. NCBI's taxonomy places the organism in Eukaryota, Metazoa, Porifera, Demospongiae, Suberitida, Halichondriidae. The coding region runs from base 99 to 1346 and encodes 415 amino acids.
UUGCCCAUAAUUAAUUUGCUGUCAGAACCUCUGAAGCACCACUAUUAAAACACGACUGACUGUACUAUACUAGCAGUGUGUAGAAGAGUACUCUAGUAAUGUCAAGGUCUAGGAUUCGAAUGCUCAUACUCAGUGUAGCAGCCAUGGUGGUGAUAUUUUCAGCCUGGAAUCGACUCAGAACACUCAAUGAACUGGAAAUAGAAUUUUACCAUCAUUCAGUGCUGCCAGAAAACUCACACCUCAAAAGGUUCUCCCUCAAGAAAAUAGAAGGGAAAAUCAUAGAACCAUACACAUACUUGCUCAAGUCUUCUGCAUCAAGCGAAAUACAUUCCCUCCAAAAUUCUAAUCUACCUAUCAAAAAACGCCGAGAUAUUGAACCUAUUCAACUUUUAUUUGUUCCCGAUCCCCUACAAUGGGUCAAAGUACCAAAGAAAGGCACUACUGUGGAGAAAUGUGACAUCCCGUGUGUGUAUGGUGGCGAUACUUCAUCAUUCAUUUUAGAAAACACAAAUGCACUAAUUUUACAUUUACCUGAUCUCAAUGGAGAACACCCGAGGAAAGUGCUGGAGGAGAGAAAUCUCACAGUUUCCAAUGCUUACAUCGUGGGAAUGACUCUUGAACCUACGGCAAAGUACAAGCACCAGUUUGACCGAAUUAAUGAUUACGAUAUUGAAAUGACCUUCAGGAUGACCAGUGAUGUUCCUGCCAUUUAUCAAAAGUUUUGGAAGAAAGAGAGAGAUAUUUUAAUGGAUCCUAUCAUACCCUGGGAGAAACGAAAAAAGGCAGUAGCAUUUGUUGCUGAUAAUUGUCACACAACCAGUCACCGUGAGAACCUUGUGAAGAUGCUUGAAAAACACAUACCAGUCAAUUCAAUGUCCACUUGCCUACCAAACACCCUCUGGCCCAAAGACAUCCCUCGCUCCAAUCGUCGCUUGAAUAAAGUUGUGUUGAUGAGAAGAUAUCUAGCUAACAUUGCUGGAGAAAACUCUUUUGAGAAAGACUAUGUUUCUGAGAAAGUGUAUGAUGCUCUUAUUGCUGGAACAGUAUCUAUCUACUUAGGUGCUCCAAAUAUUGACAGUUUUGUACCAUCUGACACCAUAAUCAAUGUACCGCAGAAUUUCACUGAAGCAGAUGUUGUGAGGAUUGUUAAAGAACUAGAGAGAAUAUUUGAGAACAAAAAGGUGUACGAGAAAUGGACUAAUUUCAAGAACCGUCCACUGGACGACUGGUUCAGUCAGCGAUUCAACUUCACCAGAGACACUAUGAAAUGCCGACUAUGCAGAAGAGUGUAUGCUCUGACUAAUGGUUAUGGUUGGGACAGAAAUAGACAAGAAAUAGUAUCUUAGAUUGAAAUCACUUACUGUACUCACUUAUUGUACUCAAUGUGUAAUUUUUAACUGCUUCUUCUUUAAAUGUUCAUACUGCCCCUUGACAGACACUGCUGGUGCAAGACUCGGAAUACUGUAAGACAAAUAGUAUAGUGUACACAUGUUCCUGGCAGACACGGACAACAUAUCAUUUGUCGAAUAGCCCGAGUCAACAGCAACCAGUUCAUACUCCGUACUUCAAGCAAGCCAAAGCGAGUAAGCUUAGUCCAACUGAUGUGGCAACUGACCCUCCAAUCUUAAUGAAAGGAUGGCGGGGAAAGCAAGGCAUUUGACAUCUGAACAAUACUAGACGAGGACGUGGUCAGUUGCUCCUGCAAGAUUGCAACACCUAAGUAUAUCGAGGAUAAAGAAGAAAACAUGCAGCAAUAGUGCCAGCCAGAGAUCAAAACCCUGCUCUACACUCUAUAACGAUACAAGACAUGUACACUGUAAAACGACGUCACGCAAUGACAAUGUGAUAGUGUACAGUCAGGAGAUCGUUGUGCACAACAAUUUCCAAAUAUCAAGGUAUUUCAGCCGACAACUCUCCAACAAAUGAAAGGGGGAGGGAGCCUGACUUAUAUCUACACAUAAUAUUAUAAUUACAAUAACCUGACUUACACAUAAUUUGCGGUUGCUACUUAGUGUAAGUUGUCACAAAAUAGCCUUUACUAUAAAUAAAUGUUCCCUCAGUUCCUACGAUUCCUACUGUUCUUUCUGUUCCUAUACUGUUCCCUCUGUUCCUACGAUUCCUAUAUAUAGUGUUUCCUUUGUUCGUACUGUUCCUACAGUUCCCUGUGUUCCUGCU